Colletotrichum acutatum is the source of this 825-nucleotide messenger RNA. RefSeq lists its product as uncharacterized. Bases 234 to 503 code for a protein of 89 amino acids. The record is from RefSeq and is a predicted model, not a curated record. Lineage: Eukaryota; Fungi; Ascomycota; Sordariomycetes; Glomerellales; Glomerellaceae. The transcript has 2 exons.
UUGCACAGCCUCGAUUACAACGCUAGGUAGGACAUCGUCUUGCUUCAAGUUGCUUUGACUGAGCUGGGGGACCAAUCUCUUCUCUGAUCUAUAAGUAUGUCGCAGAGAACCGCCUACCAUGAUUGCCUGAAGAGAUAUAUUAAGCUGAAUCAAGCGCCGGUUGACUACAUUGGGUAUCUAUCACACUCCAUUACGAACAAACGUAUCGGUACACGCGUGUGACCAGAUACACCAUGCGUCUCAACGUCCUCGUACUGUUGUUCUGCUCGACUGGCGCUCUCGCACAACGCACUUUAGGCUGUCGUAUGCCGAAUAAGUCUCUGAAUCCAAGCCCAAACAUUUGUAACGCUGCCGGUGGCACGUUUGUGAUGAUUAAUCGUCAACCUGGUUGUUGUACUAGGGGAAGGGAUGGUCCUGUUGUCACUGAAUCACGUUUUAUUAGCGGAUGCAACGCCAACGGGGGUUUUGUUAGUGGGCCAGAGGUGCUGGCUAACUCAUGUUAAAAAGAGGCUAGGGUGAGACGGCCGAACAGGCAACCAACAUGCACAUUGUAUCACGCGGACGACAGAGACAAAAACACUCAAAAAGGCCCUCCACCUGUGACCAUUUUUCGCUGGCAUCACAUAUCGGGAGUUAUACUCAAGAAGUAUGAGAAUUUGUUUGUCGAGGACUACAUUCGCAUGUUUUGGUUUAUUUCUACAUACGGUGCUUCCACAAUCGUAGUAAUUAUGUAUUAUCUCGUACAUAUUGCAAAUGGAAGCCUUGUCCCUACCACAAGGUAGUUGGCUCGAACCGUGGGUUGACGAAGAGGUCAAUUGAACUAUA